UUGGUGUCGCUCAUGUUACACAGAUCUCCAUGUCUUCAGUCUUCCUCUCUUUCCCUCAGUGUCCUAGCCAGGAGCCAUAUCUCCAUUUGCCAUUAUUGGAUACCCUCUUGAGGACCUACCGAAGAUACUUUUGUUUAUAAAACUUUUUGUUGAUAGUAAUUCUUCUCCAAGCAUCAAGGUUUCCAGCUGUCAGUUGCAGAUUUUGGUGCUCUGUGGCUCUCAGGAUGCAGCAGCUGGUAUUGAAGGUCCUCUGCUCCACUCUGCUGCUUCUAGCAGUGGUGCCCUCUGUGUCCUCACUGUCAGAUUGUUCUCAAGCCGAGUCAUGUGACCUGUGCGUCGGAGACUCCAUGCUCAACCUGACAGGCUGUGUCUGGAGGCUUUGUCCAGAUGGUAAUGAUACAGGCAUGUGUGUGACUGAUGAGGGCAGCUCAGCAGACAGUGCCAUGAACUGUAGCUGGACUAGAGUGUCUGAAUUGUGCACAGUUGUAGAGACUGUAGCUGAGGGAGAAGGCAAAAGUGACUCAGGAGAUGGAGGCAGCACCAACUCAGAGUUCUCCCAGGCCAAGUUUGACAUGUCCAGUUUCAUUGGCGGCAUCAUACUUGUGCUGUGUGUACAGGCAGGCGGGUUCUUCGCCAUGCGCUUCCUCAAAUCCAAAGAGCAGAGCAACUAUGACCCCAUAGAGCAGCCACAGUGAAGACAAGGUGUAUGAAGGGCAAACAGACGAGGGUGGAGGACAGCAGAGCAGUGACUCAUCGAGUUGUGACGACAAGAGUUUUUUUUUUCUCUGAGCCCCUGUCAUUUUUGGUUUACUCCCCAUGUGUACCCCUGGGGGAUGAGUGUGUUUAUAAGAGGACAUUUUUCUCACAAUACUGCGUUGUGUAACGAGUGUCUGUGCAUGUGUUCACUGUGUUUGUAUAGUAUUCAUAUUUCAGAGAUUUUUUGGCUGAUGGUAUUACAUACAUACACUUUUUGUUCCUCACAAAUGAGGAACAAAAAGGAUCUGAUUUUCUCAGCGAUAUACAUUUUCACCAAUACUACUGCUACUGUUAAGUGUUUGUCCACCUACAAACAACAAGCAACUAUCAAGUGAGCCGUUCCAACUGUGUAAACAGUACAGCGUGGUUGUGGGAAAGAUUGAUAUACUACCAUGUAGACAGUAGGUCAGACAAGGUCAUAAGAGGCAUUUUAAAAUUUAUUUUCAAUAACCCUAAAAUAGUCCAAAAUUAGACUCUGGAGAUUUUGUCCAUCAUCUACAAAUACUUUUGAGUUAUAUGUGGAGCUGCAUAACUUUAUUAUUGUGUUUUAUUGAAACCAAAAUAUAAAAUAUUUAUGUAUGUUAUAUAUUUCUUUCAUUUGAUAACUUGCAGUGAGUUAUAUAAUUGAGCUGUUGACCUUAAUGACCUCCUAGAGGUUCCGGUUUUUGGGACAUAGAAAGUUAGACUUUAUUAUUUAACAAGGCCCAAUCGUUGUUGUAAUUGUACCUUGGACCUUUAAGCUUCACGACUACACACUCCCCUGAUUUGUGUGUUUUUGUUCUGACUUGUCAAUAACUCAGAGCCUUUUUUAUAAAUUAAUUUUCAUGGAGGAGAUUUCUGUUUUGACUGCUCAUAUUUACAUUGCAUACACAUCAGCUUUAACCAUUUCAUAGCAGUUCAAACAUAUGUGAUGUGAGCAUGUUUGCUCAUGCUAAUGCUGGUUAUGUUGAUCAAAAUAAAUUUUUUGUGAUGCCAUUAGAAUGGAAAAUGCUUUAAAAGGCUGGGGCCUGAAUAAA
Molecule: messenger RNA, 1772 nt
Organism: Micropterus dolomieu (smallmouth bass)
Lineage: Eukaryota; Metazoa; Chordata; Actinopteri; Centrarchiformes; Centrarchidae
Gene: cd164l2
Product: CD164 sialomucin-like 2
Exons: 6
Coding region: 225-695 (156 amino acids)
Cellular component (GO): cytoplasmic vesicle
Source: RefSeq, a predicted model, not a curated record